AAAUUUUAUUGGAAUCAUAGUAUUAUAUUUAUAAUAUAUAUGUAAUUUAUUAAAAAAAUAAUAUUAUUAGUUAUAAUAAUACACUGUAAAAGGAAAUUAGUAUAUAUAAUACUGCAUAUUUUUUGUUAUCGUAUCGUGUCGGACUAAAUUCUAAGAUAUCGAACUAAAUUUUAAGAUGUUAAAUAAAAAAUGAAUAGAUUGUUUAGUUUUUUUUAAAAAAAUAUUAAUCAAAGUUUAUUUACUAGCAAUUGAUGAUGUGGACUUUUUUUUUUUUACAGCAAAAAAAUUUACAGAUUCAUAAAGACUCCGUAAACUAAGGUGGUAACUCUGUAUCCAUGUGUAUGACGAACGACGGUUGUAUCCUAGCACUGCGUGCCAAGCGAUCCGCCAUUUUAUUGUCCGUCCUCGAUACAUAAAUAACUUCUGAAUUGAUGAAACUUCUUCUCAAAAGCUUGAUAUCCUCCAGGUAACUCCCAAAUGCUGGCCAUUCCUCUGGUUCCGAAACCAUCUUCACCAGUUGAGAACAAUCCGUUGCGAACGUAACCUGAUACUGUCUUAAAUUUUUCAUACAUUCCAUUGCCCAAGUCAGUGCCUCUAUCUCCGCAUGAAGAGGUGAUAAACUUGCCCUUACGUUUCUUGCCCCUAACAGUCUCUCAAACCUUGGAAGUGUACUGAGCCAAUCUUGGCCUGAAAAACCAUCUUUAUCUUUCUAAGAACCAUCCGUAAAACACCAUCUACAUGUGGUCACUAAGGGCAAUCUGCCUUGAACUUCAGGAACGACCCUUGGAUUAUUGAGAUUAUACGCUUCAUUCCAAAGUCUAAAUGAUGUGGACUUUGUUGAAAAAAAAAAGAUGAUGUGGACUUUAAAGAAAAUUUAUCUAAAUCUUGUUUGGGAAAUAAAAUCUGAAGCUGAAAAUGCAAAUAUAACUAGAGUUUAACUUCGUACGGAUAUUUUUAAUUUUAUAAAUAUAUAAUUUUGAUAUUAUAAUAAAUAUAUGCUUUACAUUUAGUGUUAUAUAUGGAAUAACUCUAUAAUCUUAUUGUUUAAGCUUCUUAUUCGUCAUUAUUAAUAUAUAAUAAUUUGUUUUUUGCAUUUUAUUUUCUUAUUGAUUGUUAUUACAUAAUAAUAACAUAUAUUUGAGUUUUAUACAUAAAUUAUAAUCUGAAAUAAUCAAAUAUACAAUCUCCUUUAAUAUAGUUUUUAAUUUCUACAAUACAUGUUCAAUUUUAUUUAGUUAUACUGUAUAUGGAUAUUUGCUUAUGAUAAUUUAUAUUUUCAUGUUGUGUUUAAAAGUAAUACUUUAACAUCUAUCAUUUUAGUAUUUUGUAAAGUAAUACUUGAAUUAAAGAUAAGUUAUAUACUAUUAUAUUUUGUCUAUAGUUAUUUAUAGAUAAUAUAUUGCUGUGAGUUUCAAAAAUUGAUAAUAUAUAUAGUUGUAAAUAUAAAAGUUUAACAUAUGUUAAUAAUUUAGUUUUUAAAUAAAAUAUUACACAGUGUAGGAAUUUUAACCCGUUUUGCCGAUGAAUGAUAAUGUAUUUAAAUGAAACUGCUUUUUUUUAUCUGUUUUUUGACAUAAAAAGUCUGUUAAUCUAGCAAUUUAAUAUAAACUUGUUAUAUUUAAUCUAUAGAGAACGUCUAUUUUAGUUUAAUAUAGACUAUAAUUAUAAAAUUUAUUUGUCUUACGAUAAACUUUUGAUUAUAAUUAAUUUAUAAUAAUAUUAUAUUACUAAUUACGAAAUUAUAAUGCAUUAUUUAUAAUAAAAAAAAAUUUAAAAGUUUGGUAAGAUUUUGUUAGAGUUUUUCUCAACCGAUUUGAUUAUAAUUAAAAAUAAAAUUCAAAUAUCUAAUUAAAAUUGAUUUACUAUUAACAUCUUUAUUGAUUAUUAAAACUUAAUGUAACUAAUCAAAUAUAUCACAUUAAGUACUUAAUUAAAUGAUCAUAGUAUGACUUGUCAAUAGCAGAUAAAAUAUAGGACUCUAAAUUAAUAGAGUAGAUGAAAAGAAGUAAAGAAAGCUAGGUAAAGAGAAAAUAAGUAUAUGUUAAUAGGAAAAGAAUAGUAAAAAAAUGAAAAUAAAACGUAUCAAAUGCCAAAUAGAACAGCAAAUAUGCAUCAAAAUUCAUGUUAUGCGUGCAUCGAACUUGUAACAUUGGAAUCAAACGGGAUCACUUAUACCAACGGAGCUACAAAAGUGUUGCUUUAGCACCUAUAACUAAGUUUUUAACAAGUAGUUGGGAGCACGUGCCCCCGUUGUAAAUACUGUAGAUUCGUCCCUGGUUGCCUAUGCGCUGAGCGGUCGGCUACUAUACCAUUUUUACUUGUACAUUUAAAUAAUACGGCUUGCUCACAAACCAACUGAAUCCACAUAAGUAUUUGUCAUUAAGACAUGCACAUCGAGUCAUUUAUUUAUUAAGCUCUUGUUAAGUUCAUCUUUUCACAUAAACCGAUAUGGGAUACACACAUAUCUUAUAUUAUUCAUAAGUUCUAUAAUUAUAGCAUGAGCGAAAAUAUUUUAAUAUAUAAUCAAAUAAGAGUUAUAAAUUUGUUUAGCUUUGUGUUCAUACAAUAGUUUUAACUUUAUACCAUAUAUAAUUGGCGUGUAUAAAAUUUUCAAAAGAAAAUAUUUACCGUAGACACUCAGCAUAAACAUCCGUAUAUACGUUUGUGUAUUAUACAGUUGUCAAUCGUCCGACUAGCGUAUAGCGCAUUUUAGAACACUGCUAUUUUCUUAAGCUCGAGCCACCUCAAAUCUAUCUCAGGAUUGAAAACAAUUCAGGUCAAACAAUCUAGUCAACCUUCCAUUAUCAUUUUCUUUUUUUGUUAAAAUGAUAAUGAUUUCCUUCCAUUAAUCAUUGUCAUUUUUCUAGUCAAUCUACUCAACCUUCCAUUAUCAUUGUAUAUUUAGAAGCUAAGUAUCUGAUUUCCAUUUGUGCACAAAAAAAGUAUCUGAUUUCCUUGUUUUUGGUCAAACAAUAAAUAUUAAGGAUAAAUAAAUAUUAAGGAUAGGAUCAAGAAAAAAAUAUUUUUUAUAAAUAGAGGAUGGUUGUUCAUUACCUCUCACAUGUAAAAAGAAAAAAAAAUCAUCUUUGAAAAAGAAAUCAAAAGAUAUGGGUGCAAAAUGGAACUCAAUGAUUGCAAUAGUUUUUUUGGUGGCGAUGAUAAUGGCAAUGGAAAAUAUCAGCGGAGAAACAUUGCCACAAUGCCGUGAAGAUUGCAUUCAAGGUUGUGCCACCACUGGCGCACUUCCGUACCAAUGCCUCCAGAGUUGUUACCGUGGAUGCCGUGGCUUACCACCUGCUAUAAAAGCGGGAGCAAGAGGAUAGAAGAAAUAGUCAUGAAUCAGUGUUGGACUCUUGGGACUUUCAAAUUACUUCUACUAUAUCCUUGUGGCAUCAAUUGUGUAACCCUAUUAAAUAAAUAGAUGUUUUUUUUCUUCAUAACAGUA
Molecule: messenger RNA, 3445 nt
Organism: Brassica rapa (field mustard)
Lineage: Eukaryota; Viridiplantae; Streptophyta; Magnoliopsida; Brassicales; Brassicaceae
Source: RefSeq, a predicted model, not a curated record